Molecule: messenger RNA, 2778 nt
Organism: Stylonychia lemnae
Lineage: Eukaryota; Ciliophora; Spirotrichea; Sporadotrichida; Oxytrichidae
Source: the annotation of a GenBank genome assembly
AUGGAAAACUAAAGUUUGAAAAGUUUGCUACUUGAACAGCAAUAAAAUGCUGCUUAUCUCAUUGAAAAAGACUCAAAGGCCCCAAUGCCAUUGAAACACAUAGAUUUUAAAGUGACAAUAGAGCAAAGAGUUGCUGCUAUUGAAAUGACUCAAAAGUAUCAAAAUAUUGAGGAUUGUCCAAUAGAAACCAUCUUUUUGUUCCCUUGUGAUGUAUAAUCAGUCGUGAGCAACAUGCAAAUUGAAUUCAUUUUGGAAGAUGGAUCAAAUAGAUUAAUAGAGACCGUUAUCGAUAGAAGAGAAAAAGUUGAAUAGAAAUAUGAAGACAGCGUUGCUCAAGGAAAGACUGCAGUAACAGGAUCUUAUACUAAACUACUAAGAGACAUGAUCAGAGUUAACAUUGGAAACUUUCCUCCCAGGUCAGAGGCGAUAUUAAAGAUGAAGUUCUUUACAUAUUUGACUAUUGAAGAUCUCAGUUACUGCUUUAGAUUCCCUUUAAGCUAUGUUCCAAGAUACGUUGGAGAUGUACAAAGAUUCAUAUAGACUGGCUCUCAGUAUGUAGGUCAAGACUUAUAAAUGGAAUUAACUGAGGAAGAGAAAUUCCAAAAUGAACAAGCAAUAAACGAGAUAUACUCCCAUCCAACAACCAGUAAGCCUAAUUUCCUCUGGAAUUUGAACAUUGAGGUCAAAAUGCAAGGUAAAAUUCAAAGACUAUCCAGUAGAAAUCAUAAUAUCAAGUUUGAAUCCUCAGAAGAUAGAAAGAAUGCUAUAAUUUUAAUCAGCGACUAAGAAAAAAUGAAACCGAUGAGCAAAGAUUUCAUUCUGUUUAUCAAGGAUGAUACCACUAAUAAUCCAGUUGCUAUUUCAAGUUUGAAUUAGUUUGGAGAGCAAUCAGUUUUACUUAGCAUAUUACCAGAUUUGAGGAUGCCUAAGAUAAGAGAUAGAUUCCAUCUCACAUACUCUAAUAAGUUAAAAACUCAAAUUGACACUGAUCAAUCUUGUGUCUAUGAAGAUCAAUCUAAAUAUGAGGUGAGAAAGGAAGAUCUUGAAAAUGAUGAAAUUGAAUAUAAUCCAAAGGAAUAUGAGUAUAUUUUCUUCAUUGACAGAAGUGGAUCUAUGAGCGGUACUAGAAUCUCAUUAGCAGUAAAAGCUCUUCAACUCUUUCUUCACAGUAUUCCAUUUGGUUCUAAAUUCAAUGUCGUAAGUUUCGGCUCAAAUUAUGAGAAACUAUUUGAAUCAAGCAAGUUUUAUGAUGAUGAUAGUUUGAAUAUAGCUAUCAAAACUGUAGGUAGUUUUACUGCUAAUAUGGGUGGAACUGAGAUUUAUCAACCUCUUAAAGAUAUUUUUUCUCAAUUGCCUGAUGAAAAUCUCCCUAGACAUAUCUAUUUACUAACAGAUGGUGAAGUUUCAAACACACAAUAAAUAGUAGAUUUGAUUAAGGAGCAUAGGAAGUAUUCUACUGUGCAUACUUUUGGCAUAGGUGAUGGAGUUAGCACAGCACUAAUAAAAUAAUCAGCAUAGGCUGGUCGUGGUCAUUACAGUUUCAUAAAUGAUCCUCAAGAAAUAGAAAAGAAGGUAAUGGAAGCAAUCUAAAAAGACUUUUUAGAGUAUCUUAUUGUCAAUGAUGGAUUUCUACUUAAUGCUGAAGGACAAAGAAUUCAUGAGAUAUUCCAAGAGGCAAAUUUAAGUUACAGUGAAAAAUUUGAGUAUCAGAUAUUGUUGAAGGACUAAAAUGCUAAAUACUUAGAACUAACAUUCUUAGAUCCUAAUACUGGUUAAUAAUCAUUUGUCAAGUAAGAAAUCGUAGAAUCUCAAAGUGAAGCUGUUAAUAUGGUAGUAUAAAAAAGCUUCAUGGAUGGGAUUAGAGAUUUUGAAGAAAAGAUAAUAGCUUCUACUAAAUAUUAAAUCUUAGUGACAGGAUGUGCAAUGAUAGCAGUUGAAAGAAUUAUGGACGAUGUCACCUAAGAAAUGCAAUUGAGGAAAAUUUAGUUGGUUAAAUCGAAUGAUCAAGUCGAAAUAUUUGUGAAAACACUAACUGGAAAGACUAUAACUAUACAUUGCUACUUAGAUGAUGAAAUCGAAUUAUUUAAACUUAAGAUUCAGGACAAAGAGGGAAUACCUCCUGAUCAAUAGAGACUCAUAUUUGCCGGAUCAUAGUUAGAAGAUCAUUUAUCAUUAAAUGACUAUAAAAUAGAAAAAGAAAGUACACUCCAUUUGGUAUUACGAUUAAGAGGAGGAGGAGGUUAUUUAGAAUGUAUUGAUAUGGAUACAAUGAGUGUUAUCUAAGUAUCUCCUGGUAAUUCAGGUUUAGAUGUAAGAAUUGCACUUGCUGGAAAGUUAGGGGUAGAUGUAUCUAAAAUACUUUUAUUCCAUAGGGGGAAAAUAUUAAAUGACUUAAUGCCCAUUAACAUGCUGUAACUUUUCAGAAAUGGUUUAAAAGAUGACGAAAAGUUGUAUUUCCUAAAUUAUGACUUUAAGAGUAUAGUUUUCUGCCAAGGUGCAAAUGGGUCUUGGAAUCAAAAGUUAUUCAGCAAAGUUACAUAAGGAGAUUUGAAUUCACUUAGAUUAAAGCAAUCUGAUGGUAGAAUUAAGGCUUUGGAAGAAAGUGCAAUCUUGACAUUGCUAGGAAUAAAAAUACUUUAAGAUAAAUUCUCACAAAAUAAAACUGAAUGGUAACUUGUCGUGGCUAAAGGAAAGAAUUUUUUGAAAAAAUAACAUAAAUUUACAGAUGAUAUGAUUAAAUCAAUGAUUGAGCUCGUAUAAUAUGAUGCAAAGUAUUGA